AUGCGCCUGUGCGGAUGUGACAAUCUCCCCCACAACAACAUGCCCCUCACGAAGAAUCUCCUCAAUCCCUCCCUGCAAGAGGAAAAGAGGAAGCACAAGAAGAAGCGCCUGGUGCAAAGCUCCGAUUCCUACUUCAUGGACAAGAAGCACCCACAAUGCUAUAAAAUCACCACUAUCUGUAGCCACGCACAAACAGUUUUGUGUGUUGGCCGCUCCACUGUCCUUUGCCAGCCUACAGGAGGAAAAGCAAGGCUUAGAUAAGCAUGUUCCUUCAGACUGAAGCAGCACUAAAACCACGCUAAAUCAUCAUGAGGGGAAAACCAUCCCAAUAAACACAUUUUGGAUACAAAAAAAAAGUAUGUAUGUGUGUAUAUAGAUUUUUUAACUAACCAUAUACUUUAAAUAAAACAGUUUCUAAAUCAGCACUGUUUAUAUUCUCCAAAUAUUUUACUCUCAGUGAUUAAAUUUUCCAAGUCUUACAUUUUCUUAUAUAAAAUUUUCUUAAAUUUCA
Messenger RNA from Acinonyx jubatus (cheetah), 511 nucleotides. Its product is annotated as 40S ribosomal protein S27-like. Gene Ontology annotation, biological process: ribosomal small subunit assembly; translation. Gene Ontology annotation, cellular component: ribosome; cytosolic small ribosomal subunit. NCBI's taxonomy places the organism in Eukaryota, Metazoa, Chordata, Mammalia, Carnivora, Felidae. The record is from RefSeq and is a predicted model, not a curated record. Gene Ontology annotation, molecular function: structural constituent of ribosome; RNA binding. The transcript has a single exon. The coding region runs from base 1 to 261 and encodes 86 amino acids.